Molecule: messenger RNA, 720 nt
Organism: Dictyostelium purpureum
Lineage: Eukaryota; Evosea; Eumycetozoa; Dictyosteliales; Dictyosteliaceae
Product: isopentenyl-diphosphate D-isomerase
Exons: 2
Coding region: 1-720 (239 amino acids)
Biological process (GO): isopentenyl diphosphate biosynthetic process; isoprenoid biosynthetic process
Cellular component (GO): cytoplasm
Molecular function (GO): isopentenyl-diphosphate delta-isomerase activity
Source: RefSeq, a predicted model, not a curated record
AUGACAACCUCAGAAAAUAUUACAAUUGGUGAUGAAUUUAAAGGACACAAUGAAACACAAAUUCAAUUAAUGAAAGAAGAGUGUAUUAUUGUAGAUAAUAAUGAUGUAGCACUUAAACCAGGUUCAAAAAAAGAAACACAUUUAAUGGUUAAUAUUAAUCAAGGUUUACUUCAUCGUGCUUUCUCAAUAUUUUUAUUCAACAAAGAAGGUAAAUUAUUACUCCAACAAAGAGCAUUAGAAAAAAUUACAUUUCCAGGUUAUUGGACAAACACUGUUUGCUCCCAUCCACUUUGGAUCCCAGAAACUGAAUUAAAAGAAGAAAAUGCAUAUGGUGUAAGAUGCGCUGCCAAAAGAAAAUUAAAUCACGAAUUAGGUGUACCAUUAAAUGAGGUAGAUAUUGAAGAUUUCACCUUUAUGACCAAAAUACAUUAUAAAUCAGAAUCAAAAGAAGAUCCAAAAUGGGGUGAACACGAAAUCGAUCAUAUCUUAAUCGCUCAAAAAGACCAUGUUACUAUUAAUGCAGAACCAAAUGAAGUUAUGGAUUAUAAAUAUGUAUCAAAAGAAGAAUUACAACAAAUGUUUGAGGAUGAAGAUAACGGUAAAAUCAAAUUAACUCCAUGGUUCAGAUUAAUUGCUGUAAAUCAUUUAAAUAAAUGGUGGGAUAAUUUACAUGACUUAAAGCCAUUAGUAGAACCAACCAACACAAUUCACAGAUAUUAA